CUUCGAAGCAAUCGAGAUAAGUUUGUGCAACUGCAAGACUGCAAAGUUACAAACUUCACAGGCUCUUCCGAGCUAGAGCAUUCUAUGGCGCCGGGAGUUUUCUCUGCAUUUCUGUCGCCGAUAUCUCUACCGCACCGACUGACGUGUGUUAACCCACAAUUCAUCCGGAUUAACUCGAAGAGCCAUCCCGCAAUCUGUAAUGUCGCGCAAUCGAAAUCUCAACACGAAUUGCCGGUCUCCGACGACGAAGUCGAAGUGUCGGUUUCUGUACCGGAACACGGGGGAAGAGGGGCGGCUGCUCCGGGUCGAGGUGAACAGUUCCUUCAGCGGCAGAGAGCGUUCGAGGCAGCGAAGCUGGUGAUGAAAGAGGCCAAGAAGAAGAGGAAGAACGAUAGAGUUAAGGCCUUGAAGGUGAAUACGGCGGUGGCUUGCUGUUAUGGUUGCGGAGCUCCGUUGCAGACCUCGGAGCUUGAUGCUCCUGGUUAUGUGGCGGUCGAUACUUAUGAGUUGAAGAAGAAGCAUCGCCAGCUUAGGACUGUGCUUUGUGGAAGGUGCAAGCUCUUGUCUCAUGGACACAUGAUCACUGCAGUUGGUGGGAAUGGAGGAUAUUCCGGUGGGAAGCAGUUCGUUACUGCGGAUGAGCUCCGGGAAAAGCUGUCUCAUUUGCGCAAUGAGAAGGCUUUAAUUGUCAAACUGGUUGACAUUGUCGACUUCAAUGGCAGCUUCUUGGCUCGUGUGCGUGACCUCGCAGGCGCAAAUCCGAUAAUAUUAGUGAUAACCAAGGGUCGGGAUGUGUACAUUCUUGGUUCAGCAAAUGUUGGGAAGUCGGCUUUCAUCAAUGCAUUACUGAAAAUGAUGACUGAGCGGGAUCCAGCUGCUGCAGCUGCUCGGAAAUAUAAACCGAUACAAUCUGCUGUUCCAGGAACUACACUAGGUCCAAUUCAGAUUGAUGCAUUCCUUGGAGGAGCGAAAUUGUUUGACACACCUGGAGUUCACCUGCACCAUAGGCAAGCUGCAGUUGUACAUUCAGAAGAUCUACCAAUCCUUGCUCCAAGGAGUCGUCUAAAGGCACAGGUCUUUCCUAAUGCAAUUGUCGCUGGAGAAAAUGGGAUUGCAGAGAAAUUGGAAUCUGAUGGCCUGAAUGGUUUCACAAUAUUUUGGGGAGGUCUUGUCCGCAUUGAUGUGUUAAAGGUUCUCCCUGAGACAUCCUUGACAUUCUAUGGUCCAAAAGCAUUGAAGAUUCAUAUAGUGCACUCUGAUAAAGCUGAUGAAUACUAUCAGAAUGAAGUUGGAGUUUCAUUAACACCUCCAACUGGAAAGGACAAAGCAGAAAGCUGGAAAGGACUUGAAAUCCAGCGACAACUAUGCAUAAAAUUUGAAGAAGCACAUAGGCCUGCAAGUGAUAUAGCAAUAUCCGGCCUGGGAUGGAUUGCUGUUGAGCCUGUUAGGAAAUCGCCGACACCUCAGAGCUCUGAUCUGCAGUUAGAAGAGUCUGCAAAAGAGCUGCAUUUCGUUGUUCAUGUCCCGAAACCUGUUGAGAUCUUUGUUAGGCCUCCACUACCAGUGGGCAAGGCCGGUGCAGAGAGGAUAUCAUCACUGAACUUCAAAACCGAAGGAGAAAUGCACAUCAAGGAGGUAAGCUUGGAGGGGUUCAAAUCUUAUGCCACCAGGACGGUGGUGAAGGGAUUCGAUAAGUGCUUCAAUGCUAUAACUGGGCUCAACGGUUCUGGCAAAUCGAAUAUUCUCGAUUCCAUUUGCUUCGUGCUGGGAAUUACCAAUUUGCAGCAGGUUCGUGCUUCAAAUCUCCAGGAGCUCGUCUACAAGCAAGGCCAAGCAGGAAUUACCAAAGCCACAGUCUCUGUUGUGUUUGAUAAUUCGGAUCGGAGUAGGAGCCCGCUUGGGUAUGAAGACCAUUCUGAAAUCACCGUUACUAGACAGAUUGUGGUUGGAGGAAGGAACAAGUAUCUGAUAAAUGGGAAGCUUGCCCAACCCAGUCAAGUCCAGAACUUAUUUCAUUCGGUGCAGCUAAAUGUCAACAAUCCGCAUUUUCUAAUUAUGCAAGGCCGCAUUACGAAGGUCCUAAACAUGAAACCUCCCGAGAUCUUAUCUAUGCUUGAGGAGGCUGCUGGAACAAGAAUGUACGAGACCAAGAAGGAUUCUGCAUUGAAAACGCUUGAGAAGAAGCAGGGUAAGGUUGAUGAGAUUAAUAAGCUUCUUGACCAUGAAAUACUACCUGCUUUGGGAAAGUUGAGAAAGGAACGAAUGCAGUAUAUGCAAUGGGCUAAUGGCAACGCGGAAUUGGAUCGGCUGAAGAGGUUCUGCAUUGCCUAUGAGUAUGUUCAAGCUGAGAGGAUAAGAGACACUGCAGUUGGCGAGGUGGAGGAAAUUAAAGGCAAGAUUAGAGAGAUUGAUGAUAAUACUGAAAAGAUGCAGGUUGAGAUAAAGGAGAUGGAGACUGAGGUCUCGAAGUUGACAGCCGAAAAAGAAGCCAGAAUGGGGGCAGAAGUAAAAGUCUUGUCGGAUAAAGUUGAUGCGCUCUCUCAGGACCUUGUACGCGAAGUGUCUGUGUUGAGUAAUAAAGAGGAUACUCUUCAGGGUGAAAGUCAAAAUGCUGAAAAGAUUGUCCACAAUAUUGAAGACCUGAAGCAGUCCAUAGAAGACAAGGCCACUGCUGUAAAAAGAUGCGAAGAUGGAGCAGCUGAUGUCAAGCAAAGGGCCGAGCAACUUUCGAAGAGCUUGGAAGACUACGAGAAAGAAUACCAAGGUGUGCUAGCUGGCAAGAGCAGUGGGAAUGAGGAAAAAUGCCUUGAAGAUCAAUUAAGUGAAGCUAAAGGUGCCGUUGGCAGUGCAGAAACAGAACUAAAGCAAUUGAAAACAAAAAUUAGCCAUUGUGAGAAGGAGCUCAAUGACAAAAGGAAGCAAUUGAAUUCGAAGCGUCAAGAAGCAGUUUCGGUGGAGAAUGAACUGAAUGCUAGGAAAGAAGAUCUGGAUAAUGUUAAAUCAGCAUUAGAAUCUCUUCCAUAUAAAGAGGGCCAGAUGGAAGCUUUAGAAAAGGAUCGUGCGUCCGAGAUGGACCUAGUGCAGAAGCUAAAAGAUGAAACAAGAGCUCACUCGGCACAUUUAUCAAACGUUCAGUUCACUUAUCGUGAUCCUGCGAAAAACUUUGAUCGGACCAAAGUAAAAGGGGUAGUAGCAAAGCUUAUUGAAGUGAAGGAUAAAUCAGCAAUGACUGCCUUAGAGGUUACUGCUGGUGGAAAGUUGUAUAAUGUUGUUGUGGACACUGAAAAUACUGGAAAGCAACUUCUUCAAAAUGGCGAACUUCGCAGAAGAGUGACAAUUAUUCCUCUAAAUAAAAUUCAAGCUCACCGAGUACCGCCCAGAGUUCAGCAGGCUGCUGCUAAGUUGGUCGGAAAAGAGAAUGCAGAAUUGGCACUUUCUCUUGUGGGUUAUGAUGAGGAAUUAAAGAAUGCUAUGGAAUAUGUGUUUGGAUCAACCUUUGUCUGCAAAAAUAUUGAUGCUGCAAAGGAGGUUGCUUUUAGUCGAGAAAUUCGGACACCAAGUGUUACCCUAGAAGGUGACAUAUUUCAACCGAGUGGCCUUUUAACUGGUGGUAGCCGCAGAGGUGGAGGUGAUUUAUUAAGGCAACUCUAUGAAUUGGCAGAAGCUGAAUCAAAGCUUAGACUGCAUCAGGAAAGGUUGUCUGAGAUUGAUGCCAAGAUCAAGGAGCUCUUGCCUCUUUACAGAAAGUUUGUGGAUCUCAGGAAACAGUUAGAGCUCAAGAUGUAUGAUCUUUCACUAUUUCAAGGGAGGGCUGAACAAAAUGAGCAUCAUAAGCUUGGUGAAUUGGUGAAGAAGAUUGAGCAAGAUCUUGACGAUGCAAAAGUUGCGGCAGAAGAAAAACAGACUUUGUAUGAUCAGUGUGUCAGCUCUGUUGCACAGCUGGAGAAGUCAAUAAAGGAGCAUGACAAUAGUCGGGAAACAAGGCUAAAGGAUCUAGAGAAAAAGGUUAAGAAGAUAAAGGCCCAAAUGCAGUCAGCUUCAAAGAAUCUCAAGGAGCAUGAGCAUGAAAGAGAGAGGAUGGUUUUGGAACGUGAAGCAGUCAUCAAAGAGCAUGCAUCAUUAGAGAGUCAAUUAGCCUCCUUGAUGGCACAAAUCAAUAGUCUUGGUGUUGAAGUACAAGAACAAAAAGCCAAGGUAGCAUCCAUACGUGUGAAUUGUGAUAGUGCUCAAUCUGAGCUUGAUUCUGUCCGCCAUAAGAUGAAAGAGUGUGAUACCCAAAUUAGUAGCAUCGUCAAGGAACAGCAAAAGCGGCAGCACAAAAUUACUGAGAUCAAGCUUGAGAGAAAGAAGUUGGAAAAUGAGGUGAAAAGAAUGGAAAUGGAACACAAGGAUUGCUCUACUAGAGUUGAAAAACUGCUGGAGAAGCAUGCCUGGAUUGUAACUGAGAAACAGUUAUUUGGAAGAAGUGGAACUGAUUAUGACUUUGAAUCACGUGAUCCUCAUAGGGCUAAGACGGAACUGGAGAAGUUAGAAGCAGAGCAAUCAGGAUUGGAGAAAAGGGUGAACAAGAAAGUUAUGGCGAUGUUUGAGAAAGCAGAGGACGAAUACAAUGGCUUGAUGUCCAAGAAAAAAAUUAUCGAGAAUGACAAAUCCAAAAUUAACAAAGUGAUCGAGGAGCUCGAUGAGAAGAAGAAAGAAACACUGGAAGUUACCUGGGUGAAAGUUAACAGGCAAGUUAUCGACUUUGGAGCCAUCUUCUCUUUACUAUUACCGGGCACCAUGGCAAAGCUAGAACCGCCAGAAGGUUGUAGCUUCUUGGAUGGUCUGGAGGUUCGAGUUGCAUUCGGCAGUGUCUGGAAACAGUCAUUGUCGGAACUUAGUGGAGGUCAACGGUCGUUGAUAGCUCUGUCUUUAAUACUCGCACUUCUGCGCUUCAAGCCAGCUCCUCUCUAUAUCCUAGACGAGGUUGAUGCAGCUCUGGAUCUAAGUCAUACCCAGAACAUUGGAAAAAUGAUUAAAGCUCAAUUCCCGCAAUCUCAGUUCAUUGUGGUUUCUCUAAAAGAAGGCAUGUUCAACAACGCCAAUGUUAUUUUCCGGACGAAGUUCGUGGAUGGAGUGUCCACUGUCCAGGUGACUGCUGCUGCCAAGCAAAGCGAGUGACGAUUGCUGUUCCCUGAAAUUACAAGGUUGAAGCUGCUGAAGAAACCACUGGACCAACGCUUUCAGCUGUCUUCUGUAACGUAUGAUAUAGGUAGGACAAGUUGGUAUCUGACACCUUAACCAUAUAGUUGUCUGCAAAGUGCAAACAGACUUGGUACACUGCGGAUUAGGAAUUUUCGGAUGUGCAUAGAAUAUGCUUGCUUGCUCGGCAAGUCAUUAGGUUGUUGAUGGAUUCCCAGAUACGGUAAUUAAUGAACCUGUCGAACUGUCAAAAACAGUUGCAUGAUCCCUAGUAGUAUGUGGAAGAACUCGUGGCAAUGGUGAUCUACUGCCGCUUGGUCUGCUUGGAAAGCGAAAAGGAGAGGGAAUUUAAUUGAGACAAACAAUUAGGGGUCGUUUGCUUCAUGAAUUUGAAAAAUGAAGGUUU
This is a messenger RNA of Linum tenue, 5587 nucleotides long. The record is from the annotation of a GenBank genome assembly. NCBI's taxonomy places the organism in Eukaryota, Viridiplantae, Streptophyta, Magnoliopsida, Malpighiales, Linaceae.